Molecule: messenger RNA, 735 nt
Organism: Orbilia oligospora ATCC 24927
Lineage: Eukaryota; Fungi; Ascomycota; Orbiliomycetes; Orbiliales; Orbiliaceae
Exons: 5
Coding region: 1-735 (244 amino acids)
Cellular component (GO): mitochondrial outer membrane
Molecular function (GO): ATP hydrolysis activity; ATP binding
Source: RefSeq, a predicted model, not a curated record
AUGUCUAGCGCCGGUGCAAAGCGGUCUACUAGGUUUAUCACCGACAUUCUCUUCAUCGCAGCAGCUCAACUAUCAGCUUAUUUUCUAAUCAAAUAUGCUAUGCGACGUUUUGACCCCGAGGCUGACCAGAAAGAAGAAAACCGUAAACGAAGUUCUGCCAUCCUCCGUAGGCUCGACAAUGCCGAUGCCGACGCCGGCACAAAAAGAGAUGUCAAAAGAGCGGAUCUAGCACUGAGUCCUUAUGAACAAACCAUUGCUAUGGAGGUGGUUGCGCCUGAAGAUAUCCACGUUUCUUUCGAAGAUAUUGGCGGCUUAGGCGAUAUUAUUGAGGAGCUCAAAGAAUCAGUCAUAUAUCCACUCACUGUGCCUCAUUUGUUCUCUGAUCACUCAUCACUCCUCUCUGCGCCCAAGGGUGUCCUGCUCUAUGGGCCACCCGGUUGUGGCAAGACUAUGCUUGCAAAAGCGUUGGCCCAUGAAUCCGGUGCCUGUUUCAUCAAUCUCCAUAUUAGCACACUUACCGAAAAGUGGUAUGGUGAUAGUAACAAGCUUGUGGCGGCUUUGUUUUCCCUGGCUCGGAAACUAGAGCCUAGUAUAAUAUUUAUUGAUGAGAUUGACGCUGUAUUGCGCAGUAGAAGCAGCUCGGAUCACGAAGCCAGCACCAUGGUUAAAGCAGAGUUAGUAAUUAAGAUCUUGAGAAGACACCUUAAUACAGGGCCAGAACAAGCUAAUAAAUGA